CACAAUUCUUUGAAAAUGGCGGGAGGACCCGACGGCAAGCGGAGGACACCUGUGAAGGCCGAACGCCGUCAUUCAAGCUCUGAAGAGGACGACUCGUCAGACGAGGAAGACCAACGAAGUCGACCAAGACCACGCACGAUUGAGGAGUGGAAGAUCGUGAUUGAAGAGGAAGUCCAACGUACUGUCCCCGAAGCUCUCCAGCAAGUCGUGGCGAAUGCAAGGAACCAGCGGCACGACUUGUUGAGAUUUGCCUUGGAAGGCGUGACUGCCGCUCGAAAUCUUGCGCCUUUGGCCAAGGUAUAUUCCAGCGAACUAUUGGACGACCUGAAGCAGCUCACCAAGGACUACGUGCGCACCCAAGGCCACAUUGGACACUUCGAUGCAAAACUGUCCGAGCUUCAUGAAGAGCUACAGGCCGGCCGUGUCCCCAGUUCGUUUGAUCAUCUUUUAAAAGUGGAUUGGUAUCCAGCAGACGACGACAUUCUGAACAAGCACGAAUAUGUUAAGCUGUUCGACGCUGUUGCGGGGAUCGAACGGGAAGAGGAUGAAGACGAGGACGUAAUGGUGCAAGAGUCGAACAGCCUGCGCAACAUGUCUUGCCCCAUCACUCAGAUGAUCAUGCAGGAUCCCGUCAAAAAUCCCGAAUGCGGUCACACGUACUCGAAAGUUGGUAUCGAAAGCCAUUUGAAGCACAAACAGAGCUGUCCUGUCGCUGGAUGCCGCAAGCGUGUACAAAACCUCGAACCCGACGUCGACAUGGAGGUCUUGAUCGCCAAUCGAUCAAGAACUAUCUCGGCCCCAACUGCUGCGGGAGCCACUGCCGUCGACUCGGACUCGGAAGAAGAACACAUUGUCGAAUAGCACGAUGUCCUGCUUGCUUUCCCUUCUUCGUCCUCCAUACCGUUGUCACUUGCGAAUGACGUUGUUACGUUUUCCAUCGAGCGAGUGGUCGGGGGGUUGUUGGUCACGGUCAAAUCGGUAGAGUUCGUAAUGUUGGAUGCAGCGUCUGCAUCAAUCCAAGUCCGCUCGAGCAAGGUGGUUAGAUAUCGAGGUAGAAAUAGAAUGUUUAUUGCGCGCUUUGAAUAAUGUCGACAAAUUCG
This is a messenger RNA of Aphanomyces invadans, 1100 nucleotides long. RefSeq lists its product as hypothetical. NCBI's taxonomy places the organism in Eukaryota, Oomycota, Saprolegniomycetes, Saprolegniales, Verrucalvaceae. Gene Ontology annotation, biological process: protein sumoylation; double-strand break repair via homologous recombination. The transcript has 5 exons. Gene Ontology annotation, cellular component: nucleus; Smc5-Smc6 complex. The coding region runs from base 16 to 861 and encodes 281 amino acids. The record is from RefSeq and is a predicted model, not a curated record. Gene Ontology annotation, molecular function: zinc ion binding; SUMO ligase activity.